AUGCCCGGCUGUUUGGAUAUCACAGCCAAUGAAGCGCCAGAGGCUCGGCGCCAAGCCUUCAAACUUCUAUUCUUGAUCGCCUUUGUGUCCGCAGUCUUCGCUCGACACCCUGGCCAUCACUGGCGUCAUGGCGACGAAGACGAUGACGAUUAUUACGGCAGACGACACGGCUACUCUCAUCAUAGAGAGCAUGAUCACGACGACGACGACGAGGAUGAUGACGAUGAACGCGAUGAGGAUGACAGUGAUGAUAGGGAAAAGAAUCGAACACAACUAAUUACGGCUUCUGGUGGUGGUCACAGCAGAAGGGUGAUGUGGAGCGGUAGUUCCAGUUAUCCCGGCUACAAACGCUACCACAGAAGGCCUUUGUAUAGACCAGCCGUUCCUCCACGAACCUACUUGUCCAGACGAGGUCUUAUAACACCCUCACCCCCGGUUAGGCCUGUUGCACUGCACAACAAGGAACGAGCUAAGGAUCUACGCUACCGUCAGGGUCUCCAAGAAUUGCGUGAUCUUAUACGAAACAGUGUUUUCGUUCGUCUCGCAAUUGAAAGCGUUGCGAUCGUUUUAAACCGACUUCACUCAACUCUCCACCGUCAUCGCUUCAAUCACGUUUUAGGUGUUGUCAAGGCACCCCACCGUGAUGGCUUAGCUGCAGUGGAAAAGAAAAGUGCAGCAAGGAGGUCAGUGAUUUGGUCAGGCGCAAACAGCUAUCCCGGCUUCAGGGACAGUCGAAGGCGAAGACAUGAAAGGGUGCACAGACAGGAUCUCUCCGAGGCGUACGCCAAGUACACAGCCCAAUCGGCCAAGAAACCGAAAGAGCCGAUCAGGGUCAAACUGUACAACAAGGAGCGCGCCAAUGAUCAGCGCUACCGUGAAGGGCUGCAAGAACUGGCCAGUCUGAUGUAA
Molecule: messenger RNA, 909 nt
Organism: Hydatigera taeniaeformis
Lineage: Eukaryota; Metazoa; Platyhelminthes; Cestoda; Cyclophyllidea; Taeniidae
Source: the annotation of a GenBank genome assembly